AUCUCUGCUUCAGAUGUUAAUGAACCCACGCCUGCACACACCCAGCUCAGUAGUCAUCAGACCAAUUCUAGUAAUAAAUCCUUUAUUAGUAUCCAAAAUAGUGAAGCUCCCUAAUUGCAUUGUGAGCUCCGUCCAAGGAACACUGCCCAUAGGCGGGAAUGAUCAGUUCCUAUUGUCUAGCCUGAACAAAACGUUGGUAUACUCCCUUGAGCCAUCAGUUUACCCAUAAAAAAAAUCUUGUGUUCUCUUUUGAACCAUUGUUGUUUCCCUACAAAAAUCCCUACCAAUGCUCAAGUAAGAGCUCUGAUGCCUGGAUCCAAAAUCUGCAUCAGUUCCAUUGGGACUUCAUCUUCUCCUGACUGAUCGUGCUGGGGGGUUCUGCCUGUCUCCAGCACUCCGGACCACUCCGAACCACCACCAGAAGGGAACCCAGAUCGAUUUAAGCUUCACAGAGUGGAGCUGUUAUUGCUGCCACUGCGUCAAAUGAGUGGAAAGUAACCAGCAGAGCAACAUCAGUUAUCACUGCAACUUGGGUUUUCCAGGGUCUUUGGAUGAACUGUGCAGGAAAUGCACUGGGUGCUUUUCAUUGCAGACCUCAUUUUACCAUCUUCAGACUAGAAGGUUAUAUCCAAGCCUGCAGAGGACUCAUGAUUGCUGCUGUCAGUCUUGGAUUCUUUGGCUCCAUAUUUGCACUGGUUGGGAUGAAGUGUACGAAAGUUGGAGGCUCAGAUCAGACUAAAGCUAAAGUCGCUUGUUUAGCUGGGAUGAUUUUCAUACUUUCUGGGUUGUGCUCUAUGACUGGUUGCUCCCUGUACGCGAACAGAAUUACAUCUGAAUUCUUUGAUCCUACUUUCAUUGCCCAAAAGUAUGAAUUAGGAGCAGCUUUAUUCAUUGGAUGGGCUGGAGCAUCACUUUGCAUAAUUGGUGGAAGUAUAUUCUGCUUCUCAAUAGCUGAAAACAGUAAAUCCCCAAGAAUGGGGUACACAUACAAUGGAGCCACAUCUGUGAUGUCUUCUAGGACAAAGGUCCACAAUAGUGCAGCAGAUUUUAAAUCACCAAAAGGCCCUCCAAAGCACUUUGACAAGAAUGCUUAUGUUUAAUUGUACUGUUCUAUGAUACAAAGCCAGUUUUCAAAUCAGUUUGUACAGUUCAUUCACAGAGUGAUUUCCAGAAGAGUACCAGCAUAAUCACCACCAGGACAAUGAAUUUUUAAAAUAUUAACUUGCAGCAUUUUACGUAUUGAUGAUGUAAAUUUUCUUAUACAAUAUUUUGAGAUUUAUGUUGGUGUUAUACAUAAAUUAUAUAUCUGUAAAUCACUUGCUGUUUUUGCUUUCUACAAAAAAAUAAAUCGGAUAUUUA
Messenger RNA from Dermochelys coriacea (leatherback sea turtle), 1359 nucleotides. It is a transcript of the gene CLDN10, whose product is annotated as claudin 10. Bases 552 to 1100 code for a protein of 182 amino acids. Gene Ontology annotation, biological process: bicellular tight junction assembly; cell adhesion. Gene Ontology annotation, molecular function: structural molecule activity. The transcript is spliced from 6 exons. The record is from RefSeq and is a predicted model, not a curated record. Lineage: Eukaryota; Metazoa; Chordata; Testudines; Dermochelyidae. Gene Ontology annotation, cellular component: bicellular tight junction; plasma membrane.